UCAGGAGACAAGGUGGAAAUGUCUUCCUGGUUCCCUCUCUCUUCCCUCUGGCCCAGAGCAGCAGUUGGUGCUGAGGCGAGGGGCUCCCAGCUGAUGACAUAGUCAGGAGACAAGGUAGAACUGUCUUCCUGGUCCCCUCUCUCUUCACUCUGGCCCAGAGCAGCUGUUGGUACUGAGGGGCUCUCAAAUGAUGAGAAAGUCAGGAAACAAGGUGGAAAUAUCAUCCUGGUCCCCUCUCUCUUCAUUCUGGCCUAGAGCAGCAGUUGGUGCUGAGGGGAGGGGCUCCCAGCUGAUGACAUAGGCAGGAGACAAGGUGGAACUGUCUUCCUGGUCCCCUCCCUCUUCAUUCUAUCUCUUUCCCAUGUAAUCUCUCAGACCUACAGAGCUGAUUAUUUGCUCUAAUCUUUCAACUAAGAUUUUUGCUUCUUUUCGUAACAUCAGGUCCUUUCCCUUGAGAGUUUUCUGUUUCACUUCAUUUUUCUUCACUCGACCCCUUAUCUAAUGAUGUUGUUUCCGGCUCCCGUGUCUGCCCUUGGAGUUUGGCAGUGUUUGAGCCAAUUUCAUUUCCCUGGCCCGACUCUUCAACACUUUGAACCUGGCUGAUGACGUAGAUGGACACUGAUGGAGUACUUCCUCAUUUUUGCACACUGUUGGAAAGUUUUAUGGCGUCGUAAAUUAGUUAAAUUAGCCUCCCUGCAUAAGUGGUACCUAAACUUCCUACUUGACAGAUGCAAGUGUCUUUUGGGCUGCAAAAGUCGACAGUAAGCUAGACAAAUGGCCGGAAACUCACUCCGACAGGGCUGGCUUCGAACUCAUGACCUCUUGGUCAGUAGUGAUUUUAAUGCAGCUGAACCCCAACCAGCUGUGCCACAACUCAGUAAAAAGCCAAAAGAUUUACUUAGUGAAUGCAUCCUUUUCCCCUAUAACCAGUCAGGUGCUCAUAUCCCAGUCUUCUUUCACAGGUGCAGCCUUUUAUAUGAGUCUCACUGGGAUUAUGGCUAUAUGUAACAUCAUAAUGUGGCAUUACGUGCCGGAGAGUCCAAGGUUUCUGUUCAUUCAGAAGGAGGAUGAAAGUGCAGCACGGGAAGGUAGACCCUGAAGAAGCUGAGAGGUGAGAGUAAUUUGGAGGAAGAAUUGGAAGAGAUGCGCGUGGAGAGCAUCUGUGAAAGGGACAAAAAGCACCUGAAUGCAGUUAAGCUCCUAAGCUGCCGAGACCUCCAGAAACCCCUUCUCAGCGCAGUCUUGUUGAUGAUGGGGAAUCAAUUAACUGGGAUCAAUGGGGUGUAUGUCUAUGCAGAAAGAGUCUACACGAACAUGCGUUUCGAAGGCCGCCAUAUCCGUUUCUCACUCAUAGUGGUGAACGUCGUUAUGCACGUGGCACUCAUAAUAAUGACGAAUUUCAUCGAUUACAUGGGACGGCGGUUUCUGCUUCUCCUUGGCUUCAUGGUUUGUAGCAUAACUUGCAUCAUACUCGCUGUGACCCUCGAAUUUCAGGCCCAAUACAUGUCAGUCAUGCCUUAUUUCAGCUCGUUUGUGAUCAUCAUCUUCCUCAUUGGGCACAUGAUUGGGCCAGGUCCCAUCCCCUACUUGCUCACCGGAGAACUCUUCCUCCAGUCUUCCCGGGGCACAGCCUACAUGCUUUCAGGGUUUAUGAACUGGUUGACCAGGACACUUGUGUCAGUGAUCUUCAUCUUCCUGGAGCCGGAAAUUGGACCCUACAGCUUAGUCCUCUUCUGGCCAUUCUGUGUCGGCAUCUUUAUCUACGUUUUCAAGAAAGUCCCAGAAACCAAAGGCAGGACCUUUGUGGAGAUCUGGAAGGGCACCGGCUCCCCAAAGCGCAUGCAGAAGAAAUCGUCGCGCAAGAAAGACAAGUCGCAAUCAAAGAGGGUCAAAUAGGAACCCCUCCAAAUUCUGCGCAAAUUUUGGACUGCACCCCCUUGCAAAUUUACCGUCUUAUUAAAUGACCAAAUACAAACCGA
Anolis sagrei ordinatus is the source of this 1979-nucleotide messenger RNA. Lineage: Eukaryota; Metazoa; Chordata; Lepidosauria; Squamata; Anolidae. The record is from RefSeq and is a predicted model, not a curated record.